AUGAGGGGCUCUUUCAGGCGUACGGGCCGCGAAUUUCUGGGUGUCUUUACAGCAGCGUUGAGAGAGGCAGUCUCACCAAGCCAUCCGUCGCCCAUCGGCACCACCGAGAGCAACAAUGGCCCUUUCCAUUACACGCCUCUGGCGUCAACCACCAGCUUUCGCAUUCUCCAUUUGAAGAGGGUAAUGCGAUUUGUCGGCGAGGACAAGGACAUGCCCCUCUGUGGCUCGCUCAUCGAGGCCUCGAUCGAUGCACCUCCGGAAUACUACGCGCUAUCGUACACCUGGGGCGACCCUACGCUAUGCGCGAGCAUCGAGAUCGACGGAAAAGUGCUCGGAAUCACGGCCAAUUGCGCCAGCGCCCUGCGACGCAUGUUGCGUGGUAAAGCUGAGAGGUAUAUCUGGGUUGAUUCCAUCUGCAUCAACCAGGCUGACACCCCUGACGCGCUAGAAGAGAGGGGUGGUCAGGUCGCUAUGAUGGAUCGCAUCUACCGGAGUGCGAUCCAGGUUAACGUCCAUCUAGGUGAAGGUGACCCGGCCGCAGAAGUGGCUGUUAUGGCACUGAAGAGCCUUGGAACUUACUGUACUGGUGCGAUGCUGCCUGGACCACAGCAGUCAUUCUUUCGGAGAAAGUACGAGAGCUUGGCCGACGACGUACUAACAAUAACGCCGGAGUAUCCUUACGGAAAGCUCCACGGCAUGUUCCGUCUACCAUGGUUCAGGCGGACCUGGGUGGUCCAGGAAGUCGUCCUAGGACGCAACGUUUUGUUCUACUGCGGCAAGCACCUGGUUCAUUGGAAGAUAGUGGUCGCUGGGGCGGAUUUUGGGGUCCUCCCCUACUCGAAGAUCGAUUUGGACGUGUCGCACCGCCAUUGGAAGUCGUACCUAGACUACCAUGAUGCCAUGAACGAAUUCAUCCGUAGGAAGGAAGAGGGCGAGCCGGUGUCUAACUUUCGUUUGACACUUUCCAGUGUACUCAUUCCUCCUGCUCUCAUGCUUGAAGCGACCAGACCAGAGGACAAGAUCUACGCCUUUUACGGCAUGUGUAAACGCUUCGGGUUCGAGCUGCCGGCCCCGGAUUAUCAGAAGCCAUUGGAGGUGAUAUACACCGAGGCGGCGCGGGCGAUAAUCCGCUACGAACCCGGCCUCGAGCUACUGUCCUGCGUUUGUGAGUCGUCCGGCUGGGAGCGGGGGCUCCCAUCCUGGGUGCCAGACUUUUCAGGCUGUAUCCGCAGGUGGUCUCCGUCCAAUCCACCUCACAUGGCCGUCUUUGGAAAAGGGAAGCCUGACCUUUCCGGCCAUACUCAGUGGGAGUAUGAGCUCACGCUUGAUGGCCAGGCCCUGAACGUCAAAGGUCGGCGGUUGGACGUGAUCUCCGCAUCCGGCCUGCCUUGGAUGACGGACGCUUCGACGAACCUGUUGGGGGACGCGCGGAUGCAAACAGGACAAUCCAUCACAAGCCUUAUUGACUGCAUCGGCAGCUGGUUCGACGUCGUUCAGGGUCGGAGCGAUCACCAGGAGGCUGAAUCCGCGGCGCGGCAGCUGACCCAACUGCUGACACAGCAUGCGUCGCAGUCAAAACCCCUCCCUGCGGGACAACUCGACUCGUUCGUCCGGUGCGUGUCUGUAUUAGUGGCGAGAUCGAGGUCGUACCCCGGUUCAGGUCAGGUCAUCCUUAUGGACCCGCAGGAGAAUCUACAGAAUGACACGAGAAUCCUGCGGACAGGUGAGCAUGUACUUAGCCUUGGCAUGCAUGCUUUUCUCAGCACGGUCGCUGUGAAUCACUGGAAGGCAGUGUUCCGAACCGUCGGCGGGUACAUCGGAUUAGGGACUCACACAGUCCAGGAGGGCGACGUUGUCGCCGUGUUCAAUGGGAGUUCGCUGGCCGCCGUCCUCCGGCCUUGGGGGGAUUGGUUCCGGUAUGUUGGGCCAGCCUAUGUCGGCGGGAUAAUGGAUGGCGAGUUCUGGAACGCGCGGUCGCCUGAGCACGAUGAGUGGUUCGUCUUGAUCUGA
Molecule: messenger RNA, 2010 nt
Organism: Scedosporium apiospermum
Lineage: Eukaryota; Fungi; Ascomycota; Sordariomycetes; Microascales; Microascaceae
Exons: 3
Coding region: 1-2010 (669 amino acids)
Source: RefSeq, a predicted model, not a curated record